GAACUGAUCCCACGUGUGACGGAGCGCUGCAUUCCCGGUUUGCUGACACUGUAGCUCCGCUCUAUCUGCCGACCUACCGUCUGUGUGUAUCCGUUAGUCACUGCCUGUAGCUGGGUCAGAUAUGGAAGGAGACGGAAGCCAAGCCACGUCUGGAAACCCGACUGAUCCGCAACACGACCCGGGGAAAAUGUUUAUCGGUGGCCUCAGCUGGCAAACUUCACCAGACAGCCUUAGAGAUUAUUUUAGUAAAUUCGGGGAAAUCCGAGAAUGUAUGGUGAUGAGAGACCCAACGACGAAACGUUCCAGGGGCUUUGGCUUCAUCACUUUUGCAGAUGCUGCCAGCGUAGAUAAAGUCUUAGCACAGCCGCACCACGAGUUAGACUCUAAAAUGAUUGACCCCAAAGUUGCCUUUCCUAGACGUGCUCAGCCCAAGAUGGUCACAAGAACAAAGAAAAUAUUUGUAGGAGGAUUAUCAGCCAACACAGUAAUUGAAGAUGUGAAGCAAUAUUUUGAACAGUUUGGCAAGGUAGAAGAUGCCAUGCUAAUGUUUGACAAAACCACCAACCGACAUAGAGGUUUUGGCUUUGUAACAUUUGAAAUUGAGGAUGUGGUGGAAAAAGUCUGCGAGAUCCAUUUUCAUGAAAUCAAUAAUAAAAUGGUAGAAUGCAAAAAGGCCCAGCCCAAGGAAGUGAUGUUUCCUCCAGGGACACGAGGUCGGGCCAGGGGCCUACAAUACACAAUGGAUGCCUUCAUGCUGGGCAUGGGCAUGCUGAGUUAUCCUAACAUUGUAGCAACAUACGGCAGAGGCUACACUGGUUUUGCCCCAAGCUAUAGUUACCAGUUCCCAGGCUUCCCAGCAACGGCAUACGGACCGGUGGCAGCAGCGGCAGUAGCAGCAGUUCGCGGCUCAGGUAGGGGGACCCGUGGAAGAGGCAGCGGCUACACGGCAUACAGGCAGAACGCAGGGGCAGGGUUCCCUGAUUAUGGGUUGUAUUCCGGGGCCAGCGGUGACAUGCGGGGAGGAGCGCCCUACUCCCUGGCCGACUAUGGCUCCCUGGGCACCCAGGCAGCUGCUCAAAUCCUGCCCAGUGAGCAUGCCAGCUCGGCCUGCAACUCUCCCACCUCCCUCCAGCACCAUCUGCACAGCCCGGACCCUUUUAAGAGCCCAGGAACCAACCCCACCCGGCCUGGAGCCUUUCCUGGUGCCAACAGUCCCGGCCCUGUAGCUGACCUCUAUGGAACCGCCAAUCAGGACUCUGCUGUAGGCAACUACAUCAAUGCCAACAGCCCUCAGCCGGGCUCUGGCUUCAGCCACAGCAUUGCUGGUCCACUGAUUGCGACAGCUUUUACAAAUGGAUACCACUGAAAGCUAACAAGUGACUGGUUGCCAUCUUAUUUAAGGUGAUGCCAUCCAGCACUAACCACUACAGCAUCCACGCAGUGAGCCAGAGCGGAGGAGGCACCAGAUGAAGAACAGUUUGAAAGCAAAAGUCAAAAAUCAUCACAGAAAAAAAGAUGACAGUCCGUGAGUGGUGUAAAGCCUGACCUGCUAUGGAGAUCCCUCUAAAUGUAACUGGUGUCCUUGUGUAGAGAUUUGUUGGUUUAGAUUUUCUUUUCUUUUUUCUUUUUCUUUUUUUUCUUUUUUCAAUUUAUUUUCUUAAAUUGUGAUUGUUGUUUUUGUCUUGGACGUAAAAUCAAUAAUGAGAAAUUAUUUUUAAGCAUUAAGUUUGGAUUAUUUUAUGUGUGCGUUUGUUUCUUUUGAUCCGCACGUAACAGAAGCAAUGUACAUGUCACUCACCUUUUUGUGUGUCUGCUGAGACACUGUGGUUAUUUGUAUUUUUAUCUUUGAGUGAUUGAAAGAUUGUCAGACACAUAUAAAGACAUCUGAAGUGAACCAACAUAGCUCAGUGGAGACAGUUUUGGUUCAUGUAUCAAAACAAUACAAUAUAAACCAAGAACACCUAGUAGCUUUGGCUCUUGCAAUGUGGUCACUAACUAUUUUUGGCAAUAAGAGGACUACAAUAUUUUCACGGUCCUGUUUUAUAAAUGUUUUAUUGUCUGGAGGGGGAAAAAAAAUAGAAAAAGCUGUCCUUGUAGUUCUAUGUCAGACUGAAUUGUUUAUCUGUAACUGUGUUCCAGUCAUAUAUCAGGCAUAAAGUGGUUUAGAGAGGGAAAGACAUAUUUUUUUGAUGGUUGAAUGGGCGACAAAGCCACAACACGCUGGAUGGGAGGACAUCAACUGUCUCAACAGAGUCCCAUCUAUUGCACAACGCCAGAGGAAAAGAUAACCCCAUGACAGAUCAUGCACUGCUGGUUCGCUCCGUACAUGCUAUCUGCUUUCCAACUGUGGCUAAUUUGAUACCAGCAUAUUUUGUCCAUGUGAUGAGCUAUAGUGUGCACAAUUAGACAAAGACGUCACAAACACCUGUGGAUCUGCACUCUGUGACACACAGCUGAAAAGCUUGUCUCUUCUGCAUCACUGCAACUCUGGAGCUCUGUAGCACGAAAAAGAAAUCAAUCCAAAGCACACUUGAUAGUUUUGGGAAGACUAGACGAAUCAGUUGUGUCCUCAUAUUUCACAAAGAUGUUUGAUAUACUGUAAUUGUCUUUACAUGUCUGGUGUCAAACAAAAGGCAAUAUUGCAAGUUUCAUUUUUUGGCAACUUGUGUUUCUUACAAGGAGGAAGACGUGCAGCAGAGGCGUGUUGCUUAUUACCUCAGUCCUAUGUGUUUUGUAAUGAUGACCAGAGAACUUAUUUGAGAAUGAAAAUCGAAAAAUAUAACAGGCUGACAAAGUGAAGUUGUUGCACUGUUAUCCGAGGUAAGGCUGAGAGCAGAUUUAAUUUGCACAUUAUUUGGUCAGUCUCUGAAGUGGACUCUUAUUGAAGAAGACUUUUAUUUAUAACUUAGUUUUGGUCAGCCUAACUUGAAACAUUUAUUUACUGUUUUUAAAUGUUGACAGUUGCCUGCAUACCACUGGUUGAUCCACCAUUACUGAAUACACAAAUUUUCAUACAAGCAUUAUGAAAAUAAAAAUGUAAAGAAAAAUAGGAAUGUUAUCUAUAAUUUAAUGUAAAUAGGAAUUUGCUAUAACUAAAGAAUCGGUCUUUCUUUAAAGUUUUGAAAUGAUUAAUGAAUUAUUAAAUGUAUGCUGUUUUAUUCCCUUCUGUGCUAAAACAGAUAUUUUAGAAAUUACUUUUACAAAACAUGGGAAGCUGAAUGCUGGACUGUUUCUAAAAUGAGGACUUCAAGUAAUAAUCACAAAAAAAAAGAAAAGAAAAGAAAAGAAAAGAAAAGAAAAGAGGAAAUGUGUAUGUCAUUAAUUAAAAAGAAACAUAUGUUCCCUCGUAUGAUUUACAUUUCUAAGAAGGAUUUGUAUCAAUAUUUUUUGUGGCUGUUAAUGAUUAUAUAACAAUAAUAAUAUGAUGUACUGUAUAUCCAUUGAGUUUUCUCUUAAUUCCUUGUCAUCCUCAACAAUAAUCUUCAGUUGAUCAUUAAUAUAUUUCAAUAAUAUAUACAAAAGAAAAUCCAAUGACCUUAUAUAGGAGUGCUGUCUUUGAUACCAGUGUAGUGGUCUAUACACAGAUUUGUUAACCUUUAAAACUGUCACUCCCUUUGUCUCUCCUCUCACUCUUUCUCCUAGUAACUAGUGAUAGAUGUUCUGUAGUUGCAAUAGAUACUAUUAGCUUGUACUCAUUAGAUGAUGUAGGACCUGUAAGGAUAGAACUUUCUAAUUUUUUCCAUCUGGGGAAAAAAAGCUGACAUUGUUUUCACUUGUAUUUUGAUUUUUCUGUUGACUUUCUGUUCUGUGCUGCUCUCACGUGGUUUCAGCAAACCAAAGCUCUCACUGAAAACAUUUGAAGAAAGAUUUGCUGUAAGUUGUUCUUUUAAACAAGGCAUUAAAUGGAUCCCCACCCUUGAAUGUUAUAAAAACAGGGGGUUUGCCAUACUACCUUAAAUGCUAAUGCUAGAUAUGCAAAACACUUUGAUUUGUUAUGAUUUGACAAAGUUAAAGAGCAGUAGGGGUUUUAUUACACUGAUGAAACAGAUAAAUUAUUUUUAUAUAGCUACAACAGAUUGAUGAUAAUAACAGUAAUAACAAUAAUGACUAUUAUAAAUAUCAUUAAUGUGAACUCUGUUUUAAUAUUUCUAUUCUUGAAAUAUCCCAUGAUACUACUUUUUAAGACUGUUUUUUUACUUGUUCAGUAUUUGUAAAUUUUAGUUUAACUCACCCAAAAUGAUUUAUUUUUUACUCUUGAAUCAUGAAAACAGCUCAUACUUUAAUCAUUAUUAUAAUGUCAAUCACUGAAGCAGCUGGUUGUCUAGUAUCCUGCUCAUUAAUGCACAUCUCAUCUGAGAUACCUAUAGCCUUAAGAACUUGCAAUAACUUUCUUUCCUGGAAUUUGGUGACCUGAAUAGAAACAGUUGCUAUGGGAAUGAGGUAAACCUGUCCGCCACAUGUCUACCUGAGUUGUUUCGAAAUAUAUCUGUUAGUAUGUCAAGUUAUGGCUUUGCACUUUUGUCAAACAAUGUUCACACUGAACAUGAAAUUUCACAUGGGGAAAUUUUGUACAAAGUCAAUUGCAAAGACACGCAUAGAUGCAAAUUUGGACCAGUUGAUGCAAAUGUGAAAUGUAAGCUAUUCGCGCGCGCGCGUGUGUGUGUGUGUGUGUGUGUGUGUGUGUGUGCAGGUGCCGUAAAUGUGUGUGACACUGUGUUGAGAAAAUCUAUCAGUGUUGAGUAGAGAGUCUCCAGAUGUUAAUGAGAAUUAGAAAUGGAGGAUAGAUUAAUUGUCGCUGUUUGUGGCCACCCAGAGAGGAAUUUGUGAAUCCUAGAGUAGUGAAGGAAUGGCCCGCCUCACUGUGCCUUACUGUGCCUUUUAUUGGCUUACCCUGACAUCCUUACCCUAUCCUUAACCAAUCCCACUUGUUUUUUUGCCUAAACCUAACCAAUCCAAACAACAAAGGCAACAAGUAUUAGCCAAACAUAUGGAAAGCAGGAAAGGUUAUUCCUUUGCUAGUAUUCACAAAUUUGCCACCCAGAGCUCACUUAACACUAGUACUUUACAGAGACAGAACAAAAACAAGAGGGCUCGGAGAUUAGUGAGCAAAGCCAGAGAAUAUUGUGUGCCCUGAAAAUAUGUUUUUGUGACUUGUGUCAGAUAUGUUGUUGAGUUGCUUCUUAGCAGUAUGCUCUGAGUAAUACAUGUCAGUCUUUUGUUCUAGACAGUAAACAGGGAAGGAGUGAAGCAGUAAUGCUCUGCCAUAGACAGUACGAAAAAUGAUAAAGAAUGUUGUCAUCUUGGUUCAUGUUGAUUCAAAGCACAGAGCCUCCAUGUUUACAGCGUUCAUGUGACUUAGCUAUCGGUUGCACCUUACCACGAACCAAAUUAGCCGUUAGCUGCCUUCGCACAACCAUUAGCACAACUGUUAAGGCAGAAUAUUUACCAGUUGCAAAAUUCUUCUUCUUCAAAAAAAAAAAACACUCCAGCCGCUGUAUUCGCAAGAGUACAAUUUGCUUUGUGUUCGAUGUGAACACAAUAUAAGAGCAAUGCCAGAGACAGUCGGUGGACACAGUGCAUCCUACAAAUUAUGUUCACUUAUGCCACUUAUUUGAAAAGCAAAGUAUGCAUUUGGGGCACAUAUAAUGCCAGACUAGGGUAAUCAAAUCAAUUUUAUUUAACAGCUGAAAUCACAAAAGACAUUGGUCUCAGAAGGCAGCACAGCAGUAUCACAAAUUUCUGUGGGAACAAUAAAUCACUUGUAUAAGUUGGAGACGACAAACACAACUCAUUUAGGGUAAGGGGAACAUCAUGGUUGGGGUUAAAACUGCUACUUCAUUAAGGCCAGGGGACCUUUGUCAUUAUAACUGCAAUAAUAAUCACUUGGUUAAGGUCAAGGAAUGAUCAUGGUCAGCGUAAACUGUAAUAAAAUAGGUCCAGCCUAUGUGACAACUUGGGUUGUUGCCCACUGCCUGUAAUAACUGAUGUGCCUGGUGCGUAUCAUGCUGCUGUGAAAACUUCGUCCUUAUUUUUCCCACUACAGUAGCACUUAGUGCUUUGCUUGAAAUCCUAAGAUACAACAAACCAUGAAAUUAAAAGCUCAAAGUGUAGUGAGAAGCAUCUAUAUAUAUUCAUGCAGGGUAUGUUUCUUUACUUGUCACUGCUUGAUAUGAAUAUCACAAUGCUUCCUUCUUUAGCAUUUAACACUGCCACAAAAUGUAAUGGAACAUAGUGUCAUGUGAACAUAAUUCAUAGGACAGGUUUGUACAAAAGCACGCUACAGAACCCUGAGUAGCAUUUGAAGAAAUCAUAAUGUACCAAUAAUGGACAUGCCAUAUCACAAGUGUCAUGCUCUUCCUUUAAAGCAGCACACUUAUUGUGUUGUUACAUGCCUCAGUUGAGUUGAUGAGUGGUGGGCUGGUCCUCUUCCUCUAUAGCAUACCUCAUGUUAUACCCUUGGUUUGGAACAUAUCACAGCAGUACAGCACUGUACCUUUAUUGACAAUUAUUUGUUAGCAAAAAUCUUCCACAUGUGCAGCAAUCUGUCGUAACAUUAAAACCACUUACUCAGAAUGAGCAUGGACUUGCCAGUAUCCCAUAGGUCCUGGGUCCAUUCCUCAACUGGUCAGAGCCAAGUCCAAUGUACGGUAGGGCCUCCUUUGGUGUCCUCUGGUGUUUGCUACCAGGGCGGUGGAGGCUGAGCCUUUGAGCCCUGUGGGUUGUGAGGUGGGGCCUCUUUAAAUUGGAUUUGUGCUGGUACUUCCAACAGACACUUGAUCGGAUUGGGGUCUGGGGAUUUCGGAAGACAGGGCCUUAAGCUCGGUGUCAUAUUCCCUGGGCCAUUCCUGAACAAUUCUUGCGGUGUGGCAUGGUGCGUUGUUUUGCUGUGGUGGGCCACUGCCAUCAGGGAACGCCAUUACCAUGAGGGGGUGUACAUGGUCUGCAGCAGUGUUUGGGUGGGUGGUUAGGGCAAGUGGUAUAAAUGCCAGGAUUCAAGGCUUCCCAACAGAACACUGCAUUGUAAUAAGAUGAUCAGUCAGUACGUUUACAUGCACAGUUAAGACGAACCACAGUUAAAGCUCGACUAGGCCAUUUAAUUGGACGACUAUACUUGUCCCACUAUACAAGCACAGCAGGGGAAUCGAUUUAUUGAAUGAAGUAUGUCCAACUCUGCCACAAUAGGUGGCGAUAUGCCCCCUUUCAGUUUGUUAGUGUUGAACCUUCUUCCGGUUGACCUGUUACUUCACAGACCAAACAAUUGACAACCAAGUUAGCUACAGAUAGCUAGUGGCAAACUGGUACCAUGGUGAACAACUUUACAGCUCUGCACAUUUCGUCCACACAAAAAUGCGCAGCUCUGGAUGUAGACUUCACCAUAUUGUUACAGGCUUCUUCUUCUGGUAUGCAUUUAUUGCUUUAAACUCGCGGAUCAUAGCACGGGGCAGAAACUGUGGAGCAUGCACAAAGUGCUUAGGCCAGUGUGGGUCCAAUUGACUGUAUACAUGCAGGAGUAAUUUGACUCCCAAUUGCAUUAUCUAGGUGUAUUUGUCCGACUUUGAGAAAUUCAAUUUAGUACAAUUUCAGUUGGACUAAAACACCGUUUUUAGUCGGACUAAGACAAUAAAUCAGUUUUCUCUAAUGUCAUGUAAACAUACUGAGUGUUCACUUCACCUGUCAGUGGUUUUAACGUUGUGGCUGAUUGGUGUAUGCAGAAUCUAUGUAUAUGUAUGUAAACUGAAUCUGUACCUACCUAAGCUAAUUUGAUUAAAGUAUGAGCUGUUUCCCAUUUCAAAGUAGCUGAUCCAGUUUCCCAUUUUCUUAUGCAGUACACCUUCAUCGCUUCAGAUUGUUUUGAUUUGAUCUCAUAGCUGGCACUUUAAGGUAGCAUGGCUCUGUUGUUGCUGUACUUUAAUAUUGACAACAGUUUACAGCUGAUGAAUGUUACACAUCUUGCUAGACAAGUUCAUCAUUGGUUAAUUGUUGACUAGGAAAAAAAAAGAGAGAAGAAAAAAACACAACAUAUGACCUGGAAGGUUUUUGGAAUAUAUAUAUAUAUUGUGAGUGUACUACUGUAUCCACUUAAACUUGAAUUUUGAGGCAAGUGCUAGGUAAUGGCCAACUGCACAUCUCGUCACUGUAACAUAGCUCAUGUCUGCUGGUGGGGAUAGUCAUGUAUACGUGGAUCAAAGGGUUAGCUUCAUGCACAGCCAGCACUCACAGCAACCAUCUUCCCAUGAAGCAAAUGAAAUGAAAACAAAAGUAGGAGGUAUUAUAAUAAUUUUGUGUAGAGUUGUGCCAACAGUGGCACAACUCUACACUGACUUGAAGGUUUUAUGUUUUUAGAAGUGAUGCAGCCAUUAGUUUCUCAUCAUGUAGCAGUAGAAGCUUGACCUUUAUAUGGAGGUAUCUGAUUGCCUUGCCCAUUCCUACCACUUGCCCACUUUUUAAUGUUAACAGACUUUUUACCAUGAUAGCUGACUGAAUGGACUGUCUGAAAACAUCUUUCAGGUCUUCUUGUAUGGCUUGCUCAAGCCCUGUUGUAAAAAAAAAAGAAACAAAAAAAAAAAAGAAAUACAGAAGAAUAGACAAAAACGUGGAUGGGGGUCUCUCACAUCCCUGAUGUGGAAAGUAUAAUUUUAUAUUUGUAUUUUCAAAUAAUAAUAAUAAAAGAUGUUUGUGAAAGGAUUCCAUCCUCUACUCUGGUCCAGAAAUCAAUGUGUUUGUCUAAAAAAAUGAAAUAAAGCUGUUUUCAAUCAGUUCAAGUAAUGUUUUUACUGCUGACCAACAUGAAAUCAACAGAAACAUCGAACUUGGAUGCCUUUAUUCAUAUUCAUGAAAUUCAUGUGGAAAUGCAACACAUGUACAUGAAACAUCAUAAUCAAUUAAUCAUUUGCAGGACUCAGUGGACA
This is a messenger RNA of Epinephelus fuscoguttatus (brown-marbled grouper), 8909 nucleotides long. Its product is annotated as RNA-binding protein Musashi homolog 2-like. Lineage: Eukaryota; Metazoa; Chordata; Actinopteri; Perciformes; Serranidae. Gene Ontology annotation, cellular component: cytoplasm. The transcript has 15 exons. The record is from RefSeq and is a predicted model, not a curated record. The coding region runs from base 122 to 1366 and encodes 414 amino acids. Gene Ontology annotation, molecular function: RNA binding.